CUUGCGAAGGGAUCGCCGACGUGAGGCUGACGCUGCUGGGUCCUGGUGCCCGCGGGUUAGUGGCCACGUCUCCCGGAAGAUGGAUCCGGGGAGCCCUGUCUAGACUGCGGCCUGGGGAGUAGCUGCUGCCGCUGUCGGCUUUUGUGUUGCCUCGCUCCUUUCCUCGGCGUCGUGGGUCCAGCGUGGGCUCCUUGGCUUCGGAGAUCUGGGGUAGGAGCCGACAUGAAGUGAGGCCGCGAGGGGCGAAUAUUGGAUCUUCAAAUUCCAUAUAAUUUUUUACUAUCAUUAUGUCUUGGUUUGCUGACUUGGCUGGAAAGGCAGAGGAUCUUCUCAACAAGGUGGAUCAAGGUGCUGCAUCUGCUUUGAGCAAGAAAGAGAGUUCUGGCAAUGCAAAUUACAACAAUAGCACCUUGGAUGAUGUCGGCGAGUUCCCCAAAGUGCACCAACAGACUCGGGAUCAGCAGUAUCAAGCAUCAUCUAAGUCUGGCUUUGUCUCCUCGGCAGCAGAUAAUAUUAAACAUCAAAAGGCAACAAUCCUGGCAGGAACCGCCAAUGUUAAAGCAUCGUCCAGGUUAUCCAUGGAAUCUUCCCCUUCCUCAGAGGCAGCAUCCGUGCCUAGAGUGUCUUCCCAGUUUGUGAGAAGGAAAAAGUCUGAACCCAACGAUGAACUCCUGUUUGACUUUCUCAAUAGCUCUGAAAAGGAACCAAAUGGGAAAAUGGACCUUAAACGAGAGAAAAGCAGAGCAGCUGCUUCUCAAAACCACUCUCGGACUUCAAGCAUCAGCUCCGUGUCAGCAAGUUCACAGAGUGUCAAAACCGGUGAAGACGCUUCCCUUCGGAGUCAAGGCAAUGAUACUCUGGAUAGUUCCAGUUCUGGACUGGAGACUGAUGUGGAUGUUAAAAAAGACCCAUUGCCAACUGCAGAAGCUAACCCCAGCCUCGCACCUAAUGAUGGGAAAUUGCACGAGUUGUCCAAUCUUCGCCUUGAGAAUCAGCUUCUGCGGAAUGAAGUGCAAUCUUUAAAUCAAGAAAUGGCAUCAUUAAUUCAGCGAGCCAAAGAAACACAAACAGAAUUAAACAGUGCCCGAGCAAGAGUUGAAAAGUGGAAUGUUGACCAUUCAAACAAUGACAGGCUCGUUCGGGAACUUCAAGCUCAAGUGGAUGAUCUGACAGAAGCCGUUGCCGCCAAGGAUUCCCAGCUGGCUGUCCUGAAAGUGAGGUUACAGGAAGCCGAUCAGCUUCUCAAUUCACGUACUAAAGCAUUGGAAACAGUGCAGAGUGAAAAAUCACGAAUAAUACAGGAUAACAGUGAAGGGAAUAGCCUGCACAAUCAAGCUCUCCAGACUCUUCAAGAGAGAUUACAUGAUGCAGAGUCUGCGCUCAGACGGGAGCAGGAAGGCUACAAACAGAUGCAGAACGAGUAUGUGGCUCGGCUCGGUAAGUUGGAAGCUGAGCGUCAGAACUUGGCUGAAGGAGUUAUUGCAGCAGAGAGGAAAUCUGCAGAGGAGAAGCGGAGGGCAGAUGAAUUUCAGCAGCAAGUCAAAAUGGCCAAGAGCGGCUUGGAGUCUGCUAGGCAGGAACUGGUAGACUACAAACAAAAGGCUACACGCAUACUCCAGUCAAAGGAGAAGCUGAUAAACAGCCUGAAAGAAGGGUCUGGCAUUGAAGGUCUGGAUAGCCAAACCACAAGCAUCAUGGAGUUGGAGGAACUAAGGCACGAGAACGAUAUGCAAAGGGAGGAAUUGCAAAAACUGCGGGGGCAGAUACAGCAACUGAGAACAGAAUUGCAGGAUAUGGAAACCCAGCAGAUAAACGAAGCCGAGUCCACAAGAGAACAGAUUCAAGAAUUGCAGGAUCAAAUUGCAACACAAAAAGCAUCCAGGCAAGAAGUGGAAGCUGAACUAGAGAGACAGAAACAGGAGCUACGUUACACUGAAGAAGAACUGUACCGGACAAAGAAUACUCUGCAGAGUCGGAUAUCGGACAGAGAAGAGGAAAUUCAGAAGCUGAGAAACCAGCUGACAAACAAAACACUAGGUAGCAGCAGUCAAUCGGAGUUGGAGAAUCGGCUCCAUCAGUUGACGGAGACACUAAUUCAGAAACAGACCAUGUUGGAGAAUCUGAGCACAGAAAAGAACUCCUUAGUCUACCAGCUGGAGCGAUUGGAGCAGCAGCUGAAGACUGCCCAAGGUCCUUCAACAAAUGGCUCCUCCAUUAAUAUGGUGGGAAUUGACGGCGGCGAAGGUGCACGCAUGCGAAAUGUUCCUGUCCUUUUUAGUGAUCUUGAUGUUAAUGCAGCAGGAAUGUAUGGCAGAGUCCGCAAGGCUGCCAGCAGUAUAGAUCAGUUUAGCAUUCGACUUGGAAUCUUUCUACGACGGUAUCCCAUCGCAAGGGUAUUUGUAAUCAUUUAUAUGGCGCUGCUUCACCUCUGGGUCAUGAUUGUUUUGCUCACCUACACCCCAGAAAUGCAUCAUGAUUAUCCAAGUGGGAAAUAAAACCCGAUUCUGGAACAGAAACAUACUUAGAUUGCUUAUGUAACCUUCGUUGGCCAAGGAGAAAACCCUCCAACAGCUGACUAUUUGCAAGGGAGAGAGGGGUUUUGGCAUUGGAAAACAGGACAGCGGCUGCAUUUGUUUCCUUGCUACUUUGGCAAACUUAAAUUAUUUGGCAAGGUGUUCUAAUUUAAGUAUCUUUCACUUCCAUGAGACAAAAGCCAUAUCCCUGGGGGAGAAGGCUAUUCAAAGAAUUCUAGCCUCUGUUCUGUCUUUCGUCACUCCCUUAGCAUUGCACACACUUAUGAAGCCUGUGUAGAGCAACACCAUUUUUUGAAAAGUAUAAAUGGAUAUGGGGCACACUGUAUUUUUGAUCCUGCAGGAAAUGGGCUCUAAUCAGGGAAACUAACUGUAAUUAGAAGCUAAAAUGAACUUUCAUUCAUUAUUGCACCUUUUAACUGUGUAAAUAUACAUUUAGCUUUUCUUUAAUAAGCUCUCUCAUACCACAGAUCAGACAGCUGCUUCUCAGAAUUUACCUUAUCUGUAAAUAGCUUUAAAGAGAAAUAAAGAAUAUAUUAUGCAUUG
Messenger RNA from Zootoca vivipara (common lizard), 3077 nucleotides. It is a transcript of the gene GOLGA5, whose product is annotated as golgin A5. Gene Ontology annotation, biological process: Golgi organization; retrograde transport, vesicle recycling within Golgi. Gene Ontology annotation, cellular component: Golgi membrane; Golgi cisterna. The record is from RefSeq and is a predicted model, not a curated record. Lineage: Eukaryota; Metazoa; Chordata; Lepidosauria; Squamata; Lacertidae.